Lutzomyia longipalpis is the source of this 1951-nucleotide messenger RNA. RefSeq names its product T-complex protein 1 subunit eta (gene CCT7). Gene Ontology annotation, biological process: protein folding. The transcript is spliced from 4 exons. Gene Ontology annotation, molecular function: ATP binding; ATP hydrolysis activity; ATP-dependent protein folding chaperone. The record is from RefSeq and is a predicted model, not a curated record. Bases 140 to 1774 code for a protein of 544 amino acids. Gene Ontology annotation, cellular component: chaperonin-containing T-complex. Lineage: Eukaryota; Metazoa; Arthropoda; Insecta; Diptera; Psychodidae.
AUUGACGAUUCGUUGAGUCCCGCCCGUGUCUCGGAGAAAAUCGUGAUUUAUUUUUCCCGUCACAAUUUUUCUGUGAUCUGUGCGGUUUUUCUCAAAUAAUUCUUAUUUCCCAGUGAAUUUAAAAGUAUUUUAAUACAAAAUGCAACCCCAAAUUGUUCUCCUGAAAGAAGGCACAGACACGUCUCAGGGUAAACCACAGCUGAUCUCAAACAUAAAUGCCUGUCAGGCGGUCGUGGAUGCUGUCCGGACCACUCUGGGUCCCCGUGGAAUGGACAAAUUGAUCGUGAACGGUGGCAAGGCGACUAUUUCCAAUGACGGAGCCACAAUUAUGAAGCUCCUGGAUAUUGUACAUCCAGCUGCUCGUACCCUUGUGGACAUUGCCAAGUCGCAGGAUGCCGAAGUGGGCGAUGGAACCACGAGUGUAGUCCUCCUGGCAGGAGAAUUCCUCAAGCAGGUGAAACCCUUCGUUGAAGAAGGCGUUCAUCCGCGGAUUAUCAUCAAGGCCGUCAGGAAAGCCCUUCAGUUGUGCGUUGACAAAAUCUCCGAGUUGGCAGUGAAGAUUGAGAAGAGCAACGAGGCUGAGCAUCGUGCUUUGCUGACAAAAUGUGCCGCCACAGCGAUGAGUUCAAAGUUGAUUCAUCAGCAGAAGGACUUCUUCUCCAAUAUGGUUGUUGAUGCUGUGCUGCAACUGGACGAUCUCCUUCCGCUUGAUAUGAUUGGAAUUAAGAAGGUCAGCGGGGGAGCCCUCGAGGAUUCCCUUCUCGUGAGUGGUGUGGCCUUCAAGAAGACCUUCUCCUACGCUGGAUUUGAAAUGCAACCGAAAUCCUACAAGAAUUGCAAAAUUGCUCUCCUCAACAUCGAAUUGGAGCUCAAAGCUGAGCGUUCCAAUGCUGAGAUUCGCGUGGAUAAUGUGCAGGAGUACCAGAAGAUCGUUGAUGCCGAAUGGCAGAUUCUGUACGAUAAAUUGGCGAAGAUUCAUGCUUCCGGUGCGAAUGUUGUCCUUUCGAAGUUGCCCAUUGGGGAUGUGGCUACACAGUAUUUUGCCGACAGGGAUAUGUUCUGUGCUGGACGUGUCCCCGAAGAGGAUCUCAGGAGGACACUGAAGGCCUGCGGUGGAGCUGUCUUGACCACAGUUCACGAUCUUGUUGAAUCAAAUCUGGGGACGUGCGAGUACUUUGAGGAACGUCAAAUUGGCGGGGAGCGCUUCAACAUCUUCCAGGGAUGUCCCAAUGCUAAGACCUGCACACUCAUCCUUCGCGGAGGAGCUGAGCAGUUCCUUGAGGAGACUGAAAGAUCCCUUCACGAUGCAAUCAUGAUUGUAAGGCGUACAAUCAAGAAUGAUGCUGUUGUAGCAGGUGGUGGAGCUAUUGAAAUGGAACUCUCCAAGAUGCUGCGGGAUUAUUCGCGCACCAUUGCUGGGAAGGAACAGCUGCUCAUUGGAGCCAUUGCCAAGGCCCUAGAAGUUAUUCCUAGACAACUAUGCGACAAUGCUGGCUUCGAUGCCACCAACAUUCUCAACAAAUUGCGCCAGAAACAUGCUCAAGGACAUUGCUGGUACGGUGUGGACAUUCAGAAGGAGCACAUUUCGGACAAUUUCGAGGCUUGCGUGUGGGAGCCGUCAAUUGUGAAGGUGAACGCCCUCACAGCAGCAUGUGAGGCGGCAACGAUGAUCCUGUCGGUGGAUGAGACCAUUAAGAGCCCAAAGUCGCAGGGAGAGGCACCACAGGCUGGUGGAAUGCCAAUGGGCAGAGGCAUGGGACGUCCCAUGAUGUAAACUCAACAACAACAAAAAAACAAAGGAAUUGCUUCUCAUUGCUUUCCAUCUACUACACAGAAUCAUAUUAUAAUUAUUUUUUGCAUUGAUCCACUUUUCCUAAAAUGUUUUCAAAAUGAAACAUAACAUUUUUGCUGUCUUGCAUUUUACACAGAUUAAAAAAGAAAAUUAACCAGA